Solenopsis invicta (red fire ant) is the source of this 1557-nucleotide messenger RNA. RefSeq names its product alpha-(1,3)-fucosyltransferase 7. Lineage: Eukaryota; Metazoa; Arthropoda; Insecta; Hymenoptera; Formicidae. Gene Ontology annotation, molecular function: alpha-(1->3)-fucosyltransferase activity. Bases 1 to 1350 code for a protein of 449 amino acids. The transcript has 3 exons. The record is from RefSeq and is a predicted model, not a curated record. Gene Ontology annotation, cellular component: membrane.
AUGCGCAAAUUAUCGCGACUCGCAUUCGUCCUGCUCAUCGGUAUGACAGCUGCGAUUUUCUGCAUGCUGUUACUGUCUUCGAGUUUUCUCGCCGUCGACAGAAGGUCUUCCGCAUCGCGAAAAGAGCAGGUGUCCAGAAAAGAGGAAAACGAAGAAAGUAGAAGGCCUGUCUCUAACCCGGAAUUAUCUAAAAUGCGACUAUUCGCGAGGAUGGUGUCCCUGGAUGCGCACCUCCUGGGAAGAGGCUUCACCGAUGAACAGGUAGGAAGUAUGUCUCCUCUCGGAAAAUGGUUAUUGGCACCGGAAGGGAGUCCACCCCCGCAAUUGAAUGCCUUCAAUAAAACCUAUUUGAUUCUGAUUUGGAAGCAUGGGCAGUUCCUGGAACGCAGGCACAUUAGACGUUUCACGUCCACUAAAUUUUCACCGUGGGACCAAUGUUCAGUACGGAAUUGCGUAUUGAGUUAUGACGAAAAGGAUCUGCAUCGAGCAGACGCCGUGAUAUUCCAUUUGCACUUUACGAGAAAUCCGUCGGAGUUACCAGUGAGAAAUCGAGUAGAUCAACGAUGGAUCUUCCUGACAGAUGAGUCACCCUACCACACGUUUCUGUACGGCCAUCAGAGGCUGUCGAGUUACGAUGGUCUGUUCAACUGGUCCAUGUCCUACCGAAUGGACAGCGACGUACCGGUUCCCUAUGGAAGAACAAUACGAGUCUCUGAUGACUUUUCGACUAAACGCUGGGACGAUAUUAUGAGAACCAAGAGCAAAUUGGUCGCUAUAAUGGGCAGCAAUUGCGGCGGCCUUAACGGACGGUGGUCCUACGUCAAAGCGCUCAAGUCGUCGCUUCGCGACGACCUGGACAUUUUCGGGAGAUGCCUGGACGGCAACAGGACCAUUUGUCCCGGUCAUUUCGACCGGGACUGCCUCGCCCUGGGCGCAUACAAGUUCUACUUGUCAUUCGAGAACUCCAAUUGCCGGGAGUACCUGACGGAGAAGGUAUUCUGGAAUGCGUAUCGCAAAUUUGCGGUCCCGAUAAUAAUGGGAGCGUCGCGGCAGGACUGCCGGCGAUUGUUGCCACCGCGCUCCUAUCUCUACGCGGACGAUUUCGCGAACGCAAACGCGCUUGCAGACUACCUCAGAUAUCUGGACCGCGACGACGAGCGUUACCUCGAGUAUCACGAGUGGCGCAAUCGCUACCGGGUGAUCAACGAGCACGGUUACUUCGGCAGCGUCUCCAGACAUUAUUGUCGCAUAUGCGAGGCGUUGCAUUACAAUCCCAUCGUGCCGAAGGUCUACAUGAGGCUCGAUCACUUUUGGAGCAAGGAUAAGGAUUGCGUUCCAACGAGUGCUUAGAGUGCUCCUCGUUGCCCAUGAUUAUCUAGUCUUUGUGUAGAUGAAUUAAUGAUUGAUAUAAUUAAAUCUGUAAUAUAAUUAAUUUUAUACAGAUAAAUCUUUCGUCAGUGACUUUAAACUUUGGCAGUGGAUGAUAGUUUUUAGCGUCGAACUAGAUCGUUUAAAGUUAUAGAGAUUAAAAUUAUGUAUAUAGAUUAUAAGUUUAAA